Messenger RNA from Phytophthora sojae, 360 nucleotides. RefSeq lists its product as hypothetical. NCBI's taxonomy places the organism in Eukaryota, Oomycota, Peronosporomycetes, Peronosporales, Peronosporaceae. The transcript has a single exon. The record is from RefSeq and is a predicted model, not a curated record. The annotation marks the transcript as partial.
GCCAACACGCCAUCCCAAUGGUAUUUUUACUCUCUGCUGUCAGUGAGCUGCUUCGGUAUCUACUACGAGAACGACGGUGUGCAGACGAACUACAUCUACGAUGAGAGCACCAGCGGCAAGGGCAGCGACCAAAUCAACUCAAUGCUGGCCCAUUUUAUCGAGACAAAGCUCGUGCCGUCUGGCAAAACCAAGCUGACUGUGUACGCCGACAACUGCUCGGGCCAGAACAAGAACAACUACGUGAUCAAUUUCUUGCUGACCCUUGUGGACAUGGCCAUUUUCGAGCAUGUGGGCUUCAAAGUUUUCGUAAAGGGGCAUACGAAGAAUUCGUGUGACCAUGGCUUUGGCCACAUUCGAAAG